Molecule: messenger RNA, 2884 nt
Organism: Myotis brandtii (Brandt's bat)
Lineage: Eukaryota; Metazoa; Chordata; Mammalia; Chiroptera; Vespertilionidae
Gene: CDCA7
Product: cell division cycle associated 7
Exons: 10
Coding region: 8-1357 (449 amino acids)
Biological process (GO): regulation of DNA-templated transcription
Cellular component (GO): nucleus
Source: RefSeq, a predicted model, not a curated record
UACCACCAUGGAUGCUCGCCGCGUGCUGCAAAAGGAUCACAGAGGAAAGACGAACUUCAAGAAAUUCAGCUAUGUGAAGUUGAUUUCCAUGGAAACCUCGUCAUCCUCUGAUGACAGUUGUGACAGCUUUGCUUCUGAUAAUUUUGCAAACACAAAACCUAAAUUCAGGUCAGAUAUCAGUGAAGAACUGGCAAAUGUUUUUUAUGAGGACUCUGAUAAUGAAUCUUUCUGCGGCUUCUCAGAAAGUGAGGUGCAAGAUGUGUUAGACCAUUGUGGAUUUUUACAGAAAACAAGGCCAGAUGUCACUAACAAACUGGCCAAUAUUUUUCACGCCGACUCUGACGAUGAAUCAUUUUGCGGUUUCUCAGAGAGUGAGAUACAAGAUGGAAUGUCAGACCGUGCAGGCUGCAGGACCCGCAGUCAAAGCAAACGGUCCGGGCCUCUCCGGGUGGCCAUGAAGUUUCCAGCUCGAAAUACCAGGGGCGCAGCCAGCAAAAGAGCAGCAGCUCCUGCACCCCCCGAGAAAUCUGUGACUGAUUCCAACUCUGAUUCAGAAGAUGAAAAUGGCAUGAAUUUUCUGGAGAAAAGGGCGUUAAAUAUAAAGCAAAACAAAGCAAUGCUUGCGAAGCUAAUGGCGGAAUUAGAAAGUUUCCCUGGCUCAUUCCCUGGACGGCAUUCCCUCCCAGGCCGCCGACCACAACCAAAGACACCCCGGAGGCGCACAUUCCCAGGUGUUACGUCCAGGAGAAACCCCGAUCGGAGAGCACGUCCUCUUACCAGGUCAAGGUCCCGGAUCCUUGGGUCCCGUGGCGCUCUACCCACGGAGGAGGAGGAGGCAGAGGAGGAGGAGGAUAAGUACAUGUUGGUGAGAAAGAGGAAGACCAUGGACGGCUACAUGAACGAUGAUGACAUGCCCCGAGGUCGUCGUCCCGGAUCCAUGACCCUUCCGCAUGUCAUCCGCCCAGUGGAAGAGAUUACAGAGGAGGAGUUGGAGAACAUUUGCAACAAUUCUCGAGAGAAGAUAUACAGCCGCUCAUUGGGAUCUACUUGUCAUCAGUGCCGCCAGAAAACCAUCGAUACCAAAACAAACUGCAGAAACCCAGAGUGCUGGGGCGUUCGGGGCCAGUUCUGCGGCCCCUGCCUUCGGAACCGCUACGGCGAAGAGGUCAAGGACGCCCUGCUGGAUCCAAACUGGCAUUGCCCGCCUUGUCGAAGAAUCUGCAAUUGCAGUUUCUGUCGUCAGCGAGAUGGGCGGUGUGCGACUGGGGUCCUGGUGUACCUAGCCAAAUACCAUGGCUUUGGGAAUGUGCACGCUUACUUGAAAAGCCUGAAGCAGGAGUUUGAGAUGCAGGCAUAGUAUUUGGAAGGUCCACUACCUGCCUUCCACUGCGCCCGUCUUCCUUGUUAAAGUUUUCAAUGGUGUCACGCAGCGGAAUCCUGAGUUAAGAAUUCUGAUGAUCAGUUUGUUUAUAGGAAACUCAGAUCAAGUUACUCUCAUCGGCCGUGUUUCCCAGCCUCCCGGAGGCGUGUUUCCAGCUGUGCUUUGUCCUCUUGCCAUUUCUUUGCUUUCUCCUGCCCCUCACCCCACACCAACCCCCUCUGUUUACAGUGGGUCUCUCUCACCCUCUCGUUUCUGAAUUCUUUUAAAACGACCGUUUUAUGAAAGCAUGUUUGAUUUAAUCGGUGUUGAAAUAGCCCUGGAAUCCACCUAUAAAACCAAGCACUUAGAAACGCAGUAGUGGUGUUAACUAAUUACAUCUAUUGAGACCAGCCCUCUAACUUGUUGACACAAAAACAAUGGGCAUGAUGGUCACACUAGUUGACAUUUCUUACAGAAUCAAGGCCCAAAAGUCUUAAAAAACCAUGUGGAGAGGAAUGAGGUAAUUGUUGGAAAGUGGGGUGUGUUACUUUGGACGCCUCUAAUGAGAAUAUUCCAUUAUGGUGCUUAUUAUACAAGUAGUCACCACUGGGAUUUAGUUGCUGAUUUUUUCCACCAUGAGGUUGGGUGGUACAUCGGGCUCAAACUGGCACAAUCCAAAGAAUUGUGGACAGUGCUAUAUUCACAGUCAUUAUAGAAAAGACAUCCUAGGGCAGUGGUCGGCAAACUCAUUAGUCAACAGAGCCAAAUAUCAACAGUACUUCUUCAAAAUGGACUCGUCCAGGCCGAACACCGACUUCUGCGCAUGGGCCACGAAGUUUCGAUCGCACUGUCCGUGCGCCCGCACCUGGUAUUUUGUGGAAGAGCCACACUCAAGGGGCCAAAAAGCCGCAGGUGGCUCGCGAGCCGCAGUUUGCCGACCACGGUCCUAGGGAAUUAGUAUGAAAUAGGGUGGUUUGAAUUCAUGAUAUAACCUUCAGUAUAAUGGUAGCUUGCCAAGUUUAUUUCAUUUAAUAAAUGUAAGGCAUUUCAAAUUCUUGAUCAUUUUGCUUGGAAAAUUGAUACUAAUGUUAGCAUACAAUUUGCAGUUUUUGUUUUCUUGAAGAAAUUUUUUGUUUUCAGACAUAAGGUGGAGGCUUUUACCAAUGAAAGCUAGGCACGAGGUUCGUGUUCAGUGUCCAAGUUUCAAGCACUUUUAGAGCAAAGAGAAGUGCCUUUUUGGAGAUGGGUGACUUUCCAGUUUGUUGACUUGACAUCUCCGCCAGUUUAGUUUCUGGGCAGAUUUCAUGUGUCGAGCCCUCCCCCCCCCCCCCCCAUUUUUUUUGCAUUAAUCACUUGGUAGAGGUGGGUCUGAGUGUUGUCCAUUUCCCUUUGCCAGUGCAGCCUGUUGCUGUGUCCUUUCAGUGAUGCAUGCAUGGACCUUGAAUCAAUAAAUGUAAAUAGAGCUUUUGAUCUGUAAUGCUUUUAUAUAAAGUUUUUAUUUUGAUAAUAAAACAUUUUGUUCUA